UUAUUAUUUAAUUUAGCCAUGAAUUUAUUCAGAGCAAAUAGGAUUUUAACAGUAAACCUAGGAAUUCGGAUGUUCUGCACAACAGGCAUUGAUCCAAGUAAAAACUACUACAGAACACUUGGAAUCAGCAAUGACGCCACUUCUGAAUUGAUCAAAAAAAAAUAUUAUGAAAAAGCUAAAUAAAUAUCAUCCUGAUCUUGGAAAUGCCACUAAAUUUGAAGAAGAGAACUUUAAAUAAGGUUACUGAAGCAUAUGAAGUUCUGGGCAAUAAUAAAAAGAAGGCUAAGUAUGACUACCUGAUCCAGGGAAGAUAUGAUUCUAUCAACGGCAGACAAGGCGGUCAGCAAACAUCGUAUUAUAAGACCACUCAGACUUACACUAAAACAUAUGGAAAGACAACUGCUAGUGAGAAUGUAGGUUCAGAAAACUCGGGGAGUGCUUAUGGUGGUAAUUAUUAUGAGGACUUGAAGAAACGGGAACAUUAUAGGCAACAGAAUCUCGCCUCUGAUAAGAACUUACUUGGCGAAGCAUUUGUUAAGAUUGGAGGAGCGCUGGUUGCUUUUGGUGUGUUGAAAAGUGUUCUAAGCUUUGGAGGGAGGGAUAGCAAGCAGAGUAGUCCUUUAGUGCAACAUGGAAUGGCUCCAUUUGCAACUACCUCUCAAAAUAAUGAUGAGAAAUUCCCAUAUGAUGCUUUUACAAGACCUGGCGGUAAAAACCACACAAUUAGUCGUCCCAAAACUGAAAUUCGAGUCAUAAAAUCUUACCCUAAACCAUCCCAGCCACUAAAUCAACCCAAUUCACAACCUCUUCACCAACCAAAACCCCCGAAAAGAAAAACCAAACCAAAUCCCAAUAAACCCAAAUCCAAGAAACAAAGAAGGCCAAACCAAUCCCCAACCUCCAAAAUCCCUUCUCCAAAACUCCCAGAAGCAAUUCUCCCCACAGAUCCCCCAUCCAAAAUAACUAAAAGCCUGAACAUCUCUUAAAACUUUCACUCAACUCCUACUCAAGCCUGCUUACUCUCCAGAUUCUUUCCUGUCCAAUUCCUUCAUGCACUGGCUGGCUACUUUCCUG
Messenger RNA from Moneuplotes crassus, 1074 nucleotides. NCBI's taxonomy places the organism in Eukaryota, Ciliophora, Spirotrichea, Euplotida, Euplotidae. The record is from the annotation of a GenBank genome assembly.